AUUUGGUCAGUUAACAAAUAAGCAUACAGUUCCUUUAAAGCUGUACAACAAACAAGUUUAUAUUAUUAAAGAUUGCUUUGCCGGUUGUCUGCCUGCCAUAAUUCUGAGGACCACUUAAAAGGCCCUUCUGCUGCCUCCCUCUCGCUUGCUCGGUGUGGGUUAAGUACCCUGUAAACUGUGCGACAAUGGCCUGUCCUUACUUUCGCCGUGCCGAUUCACUGUCACGCCAACCAUCAGUGGUUACAGAACCUUCAGGCAAUUGGACCUUGGAAGAUGAGGAACAAUCCGGCGAUGCUCUGACGCUGACUCAUUUGCAAAUGGCAAUACAGCUGUUGACAGCGCCAUCGAAUGAAGAUUUAAAUACUGCCGUAACAGCACUUAUAUUGAAGUAUCGCAAAAACUGGCCAAAUAUAUCCAAGCUGCAAAUUGAUUUGGAGACCCUAAAGACCUAUCCCAACUACGACUACCUGGCUGAUAUUCAGGAAAUCCUUCUGGAAAUGGAUGAAUCCAGUGCCAGUGAAAUUCUGGUAUUGCUUGGCGAAGAGUUGGUAACGUCAUGCUGCACGGGUAUUAUAGAAAGAGCCUUCAGAUGUUUGGGUACUGAACUGCAGGAAUUCUUGGGUUCACUGGAUGGGGUCUAUGAUGUGUUGAAAUUUCAAGAGGACGAUGAUAGCAGUGACACAGGCUUCGUGUGUGCCGGUGAUGGUGAAUUGAUAUUUACCUCAGAACGACCCGUUAUUGCCUGGCUUUUGUUGGGUUCGCUGAAAGCCCUUACAAGAAUUCUUUUCAAUGUCCAGGUCAAUAUAAAAAUUGAACCUGUGGAGGGUGAUAAUCGCCGUUAUCGUUAUCUGUUUUCGUUGGCCAAGGAUGGCCAUGCCCGUGAGAUGCGUGUCGUUAGUAAAUCUGUGGAGGGACCAGUACAGCGUAGUAAUUCGACCAAUGCCUCGGAUUUGACCAUGAAUUCCAGUACAUUUUGUAAGGCAUUUCCAUGGCAUUUUAUUAUGAAUGAGGACUUGGAAUUGGUACAAUUGGGUCGUGGUUUCAGUAAGCUUUACAAACCCUAUAUGGCCGAGUUCGGCUGCCACGCCACCACUUAUUUUGAUUUUAAGCGACCAAAAGGCUUGACUCUUAAAUUUCGGGAUAUUGUGCGCCGCACCUGCACCCCCUUUUUGAUUGCCCUGAAAAGCCCUCCCGAUGUCCAGGAAUUUACAGCCAAGGGUCUUGAGAUCAAGGGCCAAAUGGUCCAUUGUCCCGAAUCCAAUUCAUUGCUCUUCAUGGGUUCACCAUUCCUUGAUGGCUUGGAUGGUUUGACAUGCAAUGGUCUCUUCAUUUCCGAUAUUCCGUUGCACGAUGCCACUCGUGAGGUAAUAUUGGUGGGUGAACAGGCCCGUGCCCAAGAUGGCCUACGCCGACGCAUGGACAAAUUGAAGAGCUCCAUUGAGGAAGCCAAUGCCGCCGUCACCAAGGAGCGUAAGAAAAAUGUCAGCCUCUUGCAUUUGAUUUUCCCAGCGGAGAUUGCCGAACGUCUGUGGUUGGGCGCCAGCAUUGAUGCCAAAACCUACCCAGAUGUCACUAUACUUUUCAGUGACAUUGUGGGCUUUACCAGCAUCUGUUCCAGGGCCACACCAUUCAUGGUCAUCAAUAUGUUGGAGAGCUUGUACAAGGAUUUCGAUGAGUUUUGUGAUAUGUUCGAUGUCUACAAAGUGGAGACUAUUGGUGAUGCCUACUGUGUGGCCAGUGGCUUACAUCGGGCCUCGAUCUACGAUGCUCACAAGGUGGCUUGGAUGGCUUUGAAAAUGAUUGAUGCCUGUUCCAAACACAUUACCCAUGAUGGUGAACAAAUCAAGAUGCGUAUUGGCCUGCAUACUGGCACCGUAUUGACUGGUGUUGUGGGUCGAAAAAUGCCACGUUAUUGUCUGUUUGGUCACAAUGUUACCAUUGCCAAUAAGUUUGAGUCCAGCAGUGAGGCCUGUCGGAUUAAUGUUAGUCCCACGACCAGGGAAUGGCUCAUAAAAUAUCCUGGCUAUGAAUUCGAUUUGAAGGCACGAGAUCCCUCCUUCUUGCCCAAGGAGUUCCACAAUGCCGACAAUGGUACCUGUUAUUUCAUGGAUCACUAUCGCCACUUUUCCAUGGAUGAGAGCUUGCCGUUGGAUGACCACAUUACCGCAGCCAUGAAAUCCAUACAAACCCCAGCAACUGAAACUUAAGUGGAGAACAUGGAGACAAGCGUACCGAUUAUAAAUAAUGGGCAUUGAGGGUACGAUUACCCACAGUCCAUAUUUACUCAAUUUUAAAUGUUUAGCGAGAUUUGCAAAAGAAAUCUGAACUUAAAAGAAGAAGAUUGUUGUUUAAUUUAAUCUAAAAUAAAAUAGAAAUUUAUUCAAUAAACCUAAACGCAUUGGA
Molecule: messenger RNA, 2403 nt
Organism: Musca domestica (house fly)
Lineage: Eukaryota; Metazoa; Arthropoda; Insecta; Diptera; Muscidae
Product: head-specific guanylate cyclase
Exons: 8
Coding region: 186-2207 (673 amino acids)
Biological process (GO): response to oxygen levels; cGMP biosynthetic process
Cellular component (GO): guanylate cyclase complex, soluble
Molecular function (GO): guanylate cyclase activity; heme binding
Source: RefSeq, a predicted model, not a curated record